AUGCCUCUUCACCUUCGUUUUCAAACAAAUAGCUCAAGUGCCCAUGAAAACACUAUGAUCAGGAAAAAGGUAGCGGGAGCUUAUCGAGCUGACUGCCAUCGUUGGCCUUUUCUCUACUCAAGAAAGUCCGCCUCCUACACAGCUCUUUCGAAUGCAGUUAGAAUAGGAGAUGUUGUGGGAGUUAUACACAUUGUCAGAUUAGUAGGCGCGAUCUCGGUCAGCAUUACCUCAUCUAGGCCUGGAACCCUAAUCUUGACAUAUAAAGGAGAUGAAAGGGCGAGCCUUAAAUUGCUUUGUGUGGCAGGCCUGUUGGCGGCAGUUCGUGUCAGGGCAUUCCUCAGUAAACAAAAUCGUGUGAUCGAAGCAAAAGGAUCACACAAAAUGCUCCUCAAGUUUGCGAAUCCGAAAAAUAAGUUUGAUUGA
Plasmopara halstedii is the source of this 423-nucleotide messenger RNA. RefSeq lists its product as uncharacterized. Bases 1 to 423 code for a protein of 140 amino acids. NCBI's taxonomy places the organism in Eukaryota, Oomycota, Peronosporomycetes, Peronosporales, Peronosporaceae. The transcript is spliced from 8 exons. The record is from RefSeq and is a predicted model, not a curated record.